Molecule: messenger RNA, 2690 nt
Organism: Syzygium oleosum
Lineage: Eukaryota; Viridiplantae; Streptophyta; Magnoliopsida; Myrtales; Myrtaceae
Product: casein kinase 1-like protein HD16
Exons: 16
Coding region: 310-2124 (604 amino acids)
Biological process (GO): signal transduction; endocytosis; peptidyl-serine phosphorylation
Cellular component (GO): cytoplasm; nucleus
Molecular function (GO): ATP binding; protein serine/threonine kinase activity
Source: RefSeq, a predicted model, not a curated record
UCUCUCUGUCUUCUUGUUCGCAUGCUCGAAAAUACCCACAAAUCCGCUCCAAAGCGCGACCCCAAGGCCAUUGCAGAACCUUCCCGAACCUUGUACGCGGACGACCCGUCGCCGCCUCGGGCCGCCUGAAGCUGGGCUCCGCCGCCGCCGCCGACUGCGGGGGUCCACGGCGUCGCGUGGCUCAUCCGGGAGGGGCCUUGCCGGGGAACCCCGAUAAGCCCGCCGUACGGACAGGCGGGCGGGAGCUUACGACAUUGACGGCGGGCCGCGGGAAGGAGGGUGGGUUUUGGAGUCCGGCGAGCGGCGGCAAUGGCCGAGAGAGAUAGCGGGGGCCGGAGCUGCGACAAGGGCGUCGGAGCUGAAGACGAGGGGAGUACGGCUCCUCUUCCCGAAAAGGUUCAGGUCGGUGGUUCGCCGUUAUACAGGAUAGAUAGAAAAUUGGGAAAGGGUGGUUUUGGUCAAGUAUACGUUGGGCGAAGAGUUGGUCCAACUUCGAACGAGCGAACUGGCCCAGGGGCUAUUGAGGUUGCGCUGAAGUUUGAGCAUAGAAGCAGUAAAGGAUGUAAUUAUGGACCGCCCCACGAGUGGCAAGUAUACAAUGCUCUUGGCGGAAGUCACGGAGUACCGCGAGUACAUUACAAGGGGAGGCAGGGUGACUAUUAUGUCAUGGUUAUGGAUAUGCUUGGGCCUAGUCUAUGGGACGUAUGGAAUAACAACUCUCACUCCAUGUCAACUGAAAUGGUUGCCUGUAUUGCGAUCGAAGCAAUCUCCAUACUUGAGAAGAUGCACUUCCGAGGAUAUGUGCAUGGUGAUGUAAAACCUGAGAAUUUUCUGCUUGGUCCCCCAGGAACACCUGAAGAGAAAAAGCUGUUUCUGGUUGAUCUUGGCUUAGCCACCAGGUGGAGGGAUAGUUCGACAGGCCUACACGUUGAAUAUGACCAACGUCCAGAUGUUUUUAGAGGGACAGUUCGGUAUGCCAGUGUGCAUGCUCAUCUUGGUAGAGUUGGCAGCAGGAGAGAUGACUUAGAAUCACUUGCUUACACUCUCAUUUUUCUUUUGCGUGGACGUUUACCUUGGCAAGGAUAUCAGGGAGACAAUAAAGGGUUCCUUGUCUGCAAAAAGAAGAUGGCGACUUCCCCAGAAACACUCUGUUGCUUCUGCCCUCAGCCUUUCCGACAAUUUGUUGAGUAUGUGGUGAACUUAAAAUUCGAUGAGGAACCCAACUAUGCUAAAUAUAUCUCUCUCUUCGAUGGAAUCAUUGGCCCUAAUCCGGAUAUUAGGCCGAUCAAUACUGAUGGUGCUCAGAAGCUUGUCUGUCAGGUUGGACAUAAAAGAGGACGAUUGACACUGGAAGACGAAGAAGAUGAACAGCCAAAAAAGAAGGUUCGAAUGGGGAUGCCUGCUACACAAUGGAUAAGUGUCUAUAGUGCUCGUCGACCAAUGAAGCAAAGGUAUCACUACAAUGUGGCAGAUAUGCGGUUAUCGCAACAUAUCGAGAAGGGAAAUGAGGAUGGGUUAUUUAUCAGCAGUGUGGCUUCUUGCUCUAACCUUUGGGCCUUAAUAAUGGAUGCUGGCACCGGCUUCUCUGCUCAAGUUUAUGAACUCUCACCCUGCUUUCUUCACAAGGAGUGGAUCAUGGAGCAGUGGGAGAAGAACUACUAUAUUACUGCAGUUGCAGGAGCUAACAAUGGCAGCUCAUUAGUUGUUAUGUCUAAGGGAACUCCAUAUCUGCAGCAGUCAUAUAAAGUAAGCGAUUCAUUUCCCUUCAAGUGGAUUAAUAAAAAAUGGAGGGAAGGCUUUUUUGUCACAUCGAUGGCUACUGCUGGGACCAGAUGGGCUGUCAUCAUGUCCCGUGGUGCAGGGUUUUCUGAUCAGGUUGUGGAGCUAGAUUUUCUCUAUCCUAGUGAAGGCAUUCAUAGAAGGUGGGACGGUGGCUACCGCAUCACAUCAACGGCUGCUACUUUAGAUCAGGCUGCUUUUAUCCUCAGCAUUCCUCGAAGAAAGCCAGCAGAUGAAACCCAAGAGACCUUACGAACUUCUGCUUUUCCUAGUACACAUGUCAAGGAAAAAUGGGCAAAGAAUCUCUACAUUGCUUCAGUAUGCUAUGGUCGGACUGUUUCAUGAGCUACCAAAUUUUGUCCUCACCGUUGGAAUAUCGAUGAAUCAUUUGGAUGAUCGGCAUUCGGCUUUUACCAUCUACCACCCACUUACGAAACGGCAAAACAAAUCCAAACCAUAUGGAUAGUUUAUGAGUGCCAAAAGUAUAUUUCAUUAUUCAUCGCAACACUUCUAAUAGAAAAGACUCUGCACUGUCUCAAUCAUAUUAAAAUGCUUAUUAGAAAAUGCCGUCAUUGUUCUAUCAUGAGGCGAAUAUUUUGAUGCUCCCCGACUAGAAUUUGUAUAUGUGGAAGAUAUAACUUGGUUGAUGAUGCAGUGCAGGUCGGGUCUUGAUUGUAAGUGGUACUUUUCAAGUGUUCAGUUGUGAUGCUUCAGUGAAGCUGCAACUUUCUAAGCUAGACGCUAUGUAUUUGCCUCUGUAGGACUCAAGCGUCUGUGAUCUUCAUCCUUUUUCUGAGCUCAGUGAUUUUGAGUUACCCAUCAGAGAAAACCUACAUAUAGGCUGUCAUUUGUAUUACCAUCAAAUCUUUUUGUUCGGCUUCUCUUUAAUUUUGAAGCGGUUAUUCUGCGAU